This is a messenger RNA of Drosophila biarmipes, 593 nucleotides long. RefSeq lists its product as uncharacterized. NCBI's taxonomy places the organism in Eukaryota, Metazoa, Arthropoda, Insecta, Diptera, Drosophilidae. The transcript is spliced from 2 exons. The record is from RefSeq and is a predicted model, not a curated record. Bases 3 to 482 code for a protein of 159 amino acids.
AGAUGCGUUUAUUUCUAACAAUUUGUUCACUCAAUGUGUUGAGCCUCAUCACUGGACUUCCUUUGGAAGAGGAAAAUAAUUGCGAAUUCUUAAAGCCUGUUAAUACCGACGACUCGUGGUCAAAUAUGUUUGAUAAUGUCAUUGAAUCUCUGGAAGAAGCCAUCAGUCGUGCUUCACAAUCCGAAAACUGCGCUUCCCAAGUCGAAUUCCUUCAAAGUAGCUUGGAUCGUGCUGAGAACAUUUCUGCCCCAGAAGAAAAAAUGGAGUACGUCGUUAAAUUUAUAGAUCAGCAAGCAGUUCACAUGAAAAAGGAACCAGAACGCACACAUUCCUAUUUGGGAAAAAGUGUGAUUAAUUUAUUUCAGAAAACAGUGGCUAAACUUACGCAAUUAAGCAGAAAAAUUAUAAGUGUGUCCGAAACAAUAGAUGAGAAAUUAAGCAUGGCAAUAGGUGGGAAAAGGAAAUACCUUUUUGGAAAUUAAGUGCGAAAAUCCCAAGAGGAUUGAACUUACCUUUAAGAAGGUGAGCUUCUUACCAAUAUGUUUAUAUUUCAUCAAAUACAUUAAAUAAAUGUGUGCUAACUAGAAAUGUUA